GAACCAAGAACAUUGUGUGCCUGCCUCAACUGAGGCUGUCCCAUCAAGCUCUUAUGGCUCAGCAACGUGGGGUUAAUAGCCUGCGCUUCAAUCAAGAUCAGAGCUGUUUCUGCUGUGCUAUGGAGACGGGUGUUCGGAUCUAUAAUGUGGAACCACUUAUGGAGAAGGGGCACCUUGAUCACGAACAGGUGGGCAGCGUAGGGCUGGUUGAAAUGCUACACCGUUCUAAUCUCCUUGCUAUUGUAGGAGGAGGUGGCAACCCUAAAUUCUCUGAGAUCUCAGUCUUGAUCUGGGAUGAUUCUCGUGAAGGGAAGGAAGGCAAAGACAAAUUAGUACUGGAGUUCACCUUCACCAAACCAGCAUUGGCUGUUCGCAUGAGACAUGACAAGUAUGUUUGGAGUUCAUUCUCUUUCUCCUGGUUCCAGAAUAUGGGGCUUUGUGAUCUCUGUCCCAGUUUGGAAAAGCAGCUCCUGGUUUUCCCUGGGCAUAAGUGUGGCAGCUUACAGCUUGUGGAUCUUUCAAGCACCAAGCCUGGCACCUCGUCUGCCCCAUUCACCAUCAAUGCUCAUCAGAGCGAGAUUGCCUGUAUCUCCCUCAACCAACAGGGCACCGUUGUGGCCUCUGCCUCAAAGAAAGGGACCCUCAUCCGCCUCUUUGACACACAGACCAAGGAGAAGCUAGUAGAGCUCAGGAGAGGGACCGAUCCAGCAACUUUGUAUUGCAUUAACUUCAGCCACGACUCUUCAUUUCUCUGUGCAUCCAGUGACAAAGGGACUGUCCAUAUCUUUGCCUUGAAAGAUACCCGAUUAAAUCGCCGCUCAGCAUUGGCUCGUGUGGGAAAGGUUGGGCCUAUGAUAGGUCAGUAUGUGGAUUCUCAGUGGAGCCUGGCCAGCUUCACUGUGCCAGCGGAGUCUGCUUGUAUCUGCGCUUUUGGGAGAAACACCUCCAAGAACGUCAACUCGGUCAUUGCUAUCUGUGUGGAUGGUACUUUCCAUAAGUAUGUCUUCACUCCCGAUGGAAAUUGCAACCGUGAGGCUUUUGAUGUCUACUUGGAUAUAUGCGACGACGAUGACUUUUGAGUGUAGCUUUAUUCCCAUUGUUCAGGCAAAAGCAUGUGAAGCUGAAGCAUUGAAAUCCAAUGUUGCACAAGCAGCAAACAGGAGUUUCCUCUCCUCUCCACCUUUGCCCCCAUAUGUUCCAGGAGGUUCCUUAAUAUUCCAUUAACAAAUUUGGAGGUGUGGGGGAAAGCUGCAGGGAACAGGAAUUCUGCUGGCAGAAGACCAUCAUUAGAUACAAUGCAGAGGUUUUCAGAGUGCUGAGAUGGCAAAGGCAGAAAGAACCUUGCUGUAAGAUGGGGGGUGGGGUGAAUUCUGGACAACAGCUGCAUUCUUUAUUUCUUGAUGCCACCUUUCCAGAAGUCUGUUCUUAUUGCUGCUUUAGCUCAGCUGCCAUAUUCAUGUGGGACUGAGAAAUACAGCUGAGUUUGGGGAGCAAGAACUUGUCAGAUCGCUGUAUUUCCUAUACCCUGGUACCUUAGGAGGUACGUAUCUGGAUGCGCCCGACAGUGAUGGGCAUUUGGGGAGGAGGAAAAAGGCACAGUUAACGUUAAGAAUCCAUAACAGAUGUUUAUGUUGUUUAAUUGACAUUCUGUGAUCAAUAAAGGAUGGAGGACAUUCUGAAGAAC
Messenger RNA from Protobothrops mucrosquamatus (brown spotted pit viper), 1684 nucleotides. RefSeq names its product WD repeat domain 45 (gene WDR45). Gene Ontology annotation, cellular component: extrinsic component of membrane; phagophore assembly site membrane; cytosol. Gene Ontology annotation, molecular function: phosphatidylinositol-3-phosphate binding; phosphatidylinositol-3,5-bisphosphate binding; protein binding. The transcript has 9 exons. Gene Ontology annotation, biological process: nucleophagy; protein lipidation; autophagy of mitochondrion. The record is from RefSeq and is a predicted model, not a curated record. Lineage: Eukaryota; Metazoa; Chordata; Lepidosauria; Squamata; Viperidae. Bases 54 to 1079 code for a protein of 341 amino acids.